Cryptomeria japonica (Japanese cedar) is the source of this 1300-nucleotide messenger RNA. RefSeq names its product soluble inorganic pyrophosphatase. The record is from RefSeq and is a predicted model, not a curated record. Bases 257 to 928 code for a protein of 223 amino acids. The transcript is spliced from 10 exons. Gene Ontology annotation, cellular component: cytoplasm. Gene Ontology annotation, biological process: phosphate-containing compound metabolic process. NCBI's taxonomy places the organism in Eukaryota, Viridiplantae, Streptophyta, Pinopsida, Cupressales, Cupressaceae. Gene Ontology annotation, molecular function: magnesium ion binding; inorganic diphosphate phosphatase activity.
UUACGCUUCCUCCGUUUGCCCUAUAAGUCUCCGGAGGCGGGAAGGAGCAUUUGCACACUCAAAGGUCAUUUGUUCGAAUCACUGCAUUGCUGUUUUCGUUUGCGCAAUUCGCUUCCAACAAGAGAGAUAUACAUUUGCUACAUCAAACUCGGUUUGAUUUGUAUGCAGGGCAUAUACUUAGACAUUGGCGAUUGAGUUGAGGGAAUCUGCUUAAGCGUCUUUCUUCAAAGCCAAAAUAGGUGAAACAAAGAAGCUCAUGUCACAGGAUUCAAACAUGACUACCCCCAGUACCAAUGCUGCAGGCAACGGAACUAAGGAUUCACACCACCCUCAUCCACCUUUGAAUGAAAGAAUUCUUUCAUCCAUGUCUCGUAGGUCUGUUGCUGCACAUCCUUGGCAUGAUCUUGAGAUUGGACCUGGAGCUCCUGCAGUUUUUAAUUGUGUUGUGGAAAUUAGUAAGGGAAGUAAAGUGAAGUAUGAAUUGGACAAAAAGACCGGUCUGAUCAAGGUUGAUCGGAUAUUGUACUCAUCAGUUGUUUAUCCUCAUAAUUAUGGGUUCAUUCCACGAACACUGUGUGAGGAUAAUGAUCCAUUGGAUGUACUGGUACUCAUGCAGGAACCUGUUCUUCCGGGAUGCUUUCUCCGUGCUAGAGCAAUCGGUCUGAUGCCUAUGAUUGAUCAGGGAGAAAAGGAUGACAAGAUAAUUGCUGUUUGUGCUGAUGAUCCCGAGUUCCGUCAUUACAAGGACAUCUCAGAACUUGCCCCUCAUCGUUUACAAGAGAUUCGGCGCUUCUUUGAAGAUUACAAGAAAAAUGAAAACAAAGAAGUUGCUGUGGAUGCAUUCCUUCCUGCAUCAACUGCUGUUGAAGUCAUAAGUCACUCAAUGGACCUGUAUGCAACAUAUAUUGUGGAGAGUCUGCGACGAUAAGGUGUACCUGAACUUCCAUUCUGAAGCAAUUCAAGUAAAGUUAAUAUCGAAUACAAGUUAAGUGCUAAUCCAAUUAAAAACAUAAUGAUUAAAUACAAAUUAGAUAUUUUUCCUUCCUAAGUAUGGUAAUACAGAGUAUUACCUAUACAUUGUAAUGUUUUUGACAUGUCUGAUAGGUUCCUUGUAUCUUCUGAGAAGGACUUAGCUUAUGGGGGCAUGUAGUGUAUUUAUUUGAUUUUGUACUGGCCGAGUACAGUAUUUUUUAUGUUGCAAAGGUGAAAUUAAUGCAAUAUGGUGUACUUGCUUUGUUGAACGGUGCCUUGACAGUAAAGGCUAAAAGCAUGUUAUAUAUAUUUGGAUAUUUGGUUUAAA